This is a messenger RNA of Raphanus sativus (radish), 526 nucleotides long. RefSeq names its product non-specific lipid transfer protein GPI-anchored 30-like. The record is from RefSeq and is a predicted model, not a curated record. NCBI's taxonomy places the organism in Eukaryota, Viridiplantae, Streptophyta, Magnoliopsida, Brassicales, Brassicaceae. Gene Ontology annotation, molecular function: lipid binding. Bases 1 to 447 code for a protein of 148 amino acids. The transcript has 2 exons. Gene Ontology annotation, biological process: lipid transport.
AUGAAGUUUUUCUCCUUUUAUGCCAUUGCAACUGCACUUCUAGUUGUAGCCAACUUUGGGAUCAUGCACACAAGUGGGCAGAGCGUUUCGUGCUUGAACCAGCUUGCUCCAUGUCUUAAUUACCUCAAUGGAACCAAGGAUGUGCCAGAAGUUUGUUGCAACCCUCUAAAAUCAGUGAUAAGGAACAAUCCAGAGUGCUUGUGUCGUAUGAUAAGUAACCGAGGGAGUUCAAAGGCUGAGCAAGCUGGCAUCAAUGUAAAUGAUGCUCAAAUGUUGCCUGCUCGAUGUGGAGAACACGUCAAUCCCAUUGCCUGCUUGACUCGAUCUCGAGGAACUACAAACUCAGACCGAAGUUCCUCCAUUAGCAAUUCGUUUUCUCAGUCCUAUUGGAUGACAACAUUAGCUUUGGCAGUGACCCUUUUAUCAUUUAUUUUUCAAAUAAACUGAAUUAUUAUUGUCUAUAUCACUCCGUUCAUGUUUUAUCUGUGUGAACAAAUGCUUAUGAGCUGUAUAAUUCCAUUUCUAA